This is a messenger RNA of Hypoxylon fragiforme, 2477 nucleotides long. RefSeq names its product Mif2/CENP-C like-domain-containing protein. Gene Ontology annotation, biological process: spindle attachment to meiosis I kinetochore; attachment of mitotic spindle microtubules to kinetochore; kinetochore assembly. The transcript is spliced from 4 exons. Gene Ontology annotation, molecular function: centromeric DNA binding. Gene Ontology annotation, cellular component: kinetochore. Bases 302 to 2287 code for a protein of 661 amino acids. NCBI's taxonomy places the organism in Eukaryota, Fungi, Ascomycota, Sordariomycetes, Xylariales, Hypoxylaceae. The record is from RefSeq and is a predicted model, not a curated record.
CUUAGCAACCGCGUUCAUCUCUCUAUGACCAAUAAUGAAAGGCGUAGCACCCUAAACGCCCCAUAAUAAUUCCAACUUUACUGUGCAACGCCAGGGAAGUUGCAACACAACCAGAAAGUAAACAUCACCAUUUCCCCUUCCCCGCCUGUUUUCUUCCUUUUUUAUCAUAUUUUUUUUGACGCGUUUUCUUGUCUGUUAAAUGCGCAUCGCAUGUUGAUUUAUCAUCCCCGGAUCAAUUGAUGAUAAGAUAUCCAUUCCAGAGAUUGUUACAAUUGGACUAAAUUGAUUUGUUUGGUUCGCCAUGCCGCCUAAAUCACAGUCGCAGCGGCGCAUCACGCAGUCGCAAAAUGAAGGAGUCUAUGAACUGGGUGUCCAGGGAAGGAAAACCGGUCUUACAUUAGAAGAACGCCAGCGCGACGAGCAUGGUUUCGAGGAGGUUGAUAAUCUUUUCUCGUCGCCCGAAAAGGAUGUGAAUAAUGGCGCUGUCAACGGCCUCAACGGUCGCGGUCAAGUUGAAUCUGAUGAGGAACAAGACAUGGAAAUCGAGGAUGAAUCUCAAAUAGGACCAGCCACAGCCAUGAGACAGCGUCAUAGUCGUCCUUCGCUACCGCGCGCAAGAUCUCCCAUCAAGACCCAUCUUCAGUCUCCAGCACGCCAAAAUCCGCAUAUCGGUCCCACAUCUUCGCCCUUCCGCGGCUCUGUCAUCGCCGCGCCCGAGCCUACCCCCCCGAAAGCGGUAAAUCGCAGACUCGAUUUCUCCAAGAGUGCCCAAAGCAAGUUGAAGGCUGCAGCUGCAGUGAAUGGAAACUCGAAGGUUAAUGGCACCAAAGGACCAAAGGGAAAGCUUGUUAAUGGGCGUGCCCAGCCCAAUUUGUUCGACGAGGAAGAGCUUGUUGUACGCGGCCAAGUAGCCCGACGUCAAGUACCAGAGCCGGAGGAUGAGGAAGAAGAAGAGGACGAAGAAUCAAUGCAGAUUCUCGACGCCGGUGGAGAUGAAAUGGGUAACAUAAACGACGAGCAAGAUGUGUCUGCCGAGCCCGAACCGGAACCUGAAGAAGACGACGAGGAAUCUGUUCAGCAGCCGAAGCCCGCCCAGCAACUAAAAGGGCGCAGAGGUCGCAAGCCGAAAUCGCCCAUCGCACAGGCAGAGGAAGCAGAGCCUUUAAUAGUAGAAGCCAAUGACGAACCUGCUCAGAAGAGACGAGGCCGACCGGCGAAGAAUGUGAAGUCGCCAGAACAACAAGGGCCUCAAACGAAGUCUCAAAAGAGAGGAAGACCUGCAAGGAACUCUGCGGGUAGCAACAACGACGACCAAGAACAAGAACAAGAGCAGGGCCAGGAUGAAGAAGACAUUGUGGACGAAAGGCAGACAAAGAAACAACGCACAGAGAUAAAGGAAAGCAGGGGUGCCCCAUCGAAACCAACGGCAACAAAGGAAAAGGGGAAGCCCGGUCGGAAGAGAAAAUCUUCUGGUAUUGGUGUCGAUGAACCUGUCGUUCAACGUGGGCCUCCUCUUCCUAAAGGUCGCGGACUUGUUGCUUUACGACGAGAAGACGAAGAUACCAUGCGGAUUACACGAUCUGGUCGACAUUCUUACAAGCCUUUGGACUACUGGAAGGGCGAACACAUCCUAUACGAUGAUGCAACACAACAUAUCGUUGAAGACAAGGGGCAGCGGUUUGUGAUGCCGGGUGUGAAGGGCGUAGUCCGGACGGUGGAGGCCAAUACUUCAGCACCGCGAAGACGCCGCGGACGGCCCUCGAAGCAAAAUGGCGCAACGCGCCGUGCGACUACAAUCAUAGAGGAAGAAGAGGUGGAGCGGGAUGACUGGGAGUACAAUCCUGGUCACCUCUCUGGAGACUGCGUUUUCUGGCGUCCCGAGCACGAGCUGCAACCGCCAGACGAAGACGAGCCUGAGCUCCUCGAGCACGAACUCGCCGUCUCGGAGGCAGCCAUCCAGUUGAAAGACAUCAAGGACGCAACGUUCCGAUUUGCAAAGACGUUGACGAUGCCCUUCUUCGGGUCGGGCAUCGUGGACAUGCCGCCCGGCUCCGAGAAGCGUACCAAGAAUUCAAGGAAGAUGCAGAUGGUAUUUUUCGUGCACACGGGUAGCGUUGAAGUCACGGUGGCGCAGAAUGAGUUCCGCAUUGCGAAGGGAGGCAUGUGGUUUGUUCCCAGAGGCAACCAUUACAGCAUAUCAAAUCCCCACGACAAGUCGGCGCGUAUAUUCUUCUCACAAGGAUGCGAGGUCCUCGUACAAGCCGAUGAAGAAGGCGAAGAGGCAUAAUUGUACCUAUCACUACUUUAGCCCUAGACAGUUAAGGGAAAAACAAAAACCAAUACAAUCGAAAAUCAAUAGUACUCUCAGGGGCUGGCACUUUCUUCAGUAUACCCACGUUGCUUACAUAUAAUGGUUCAGGCGAACGGAUGGAUGGGACAGGCUAGGCUGGCUGGGUUGAAAAACUGCUUCAUUCCAU